Messenger RNA from Rhodofomes roseus, 1102 nucleotides. RefSeq lists its product as uncharacterized. The transcript is spliced from 5 exons. The coding region runs from base 356 to 985 and encodes 209 amino acids. The record is from RefSeq and is a predicted model, not a curated record. NCBI's taxonomy places the organism in Eukaryota, Fungi, Basidiomycota, Agaricomycetes, Polyporales, Fomitopsidaceae.
UCGCGAACCACGACUUCGAACGAUGCAUUCAUUGCGAGCGCAGCGAGCAUACAUUUCCUAACUUGUCUAGGGGGUGUGGCCUAGUGUAUGGUUCUUGUUAGUGCAAUAGGACACUGGGAAGACGUCGGACCCAAGGCUCAAUCCACCGUGGCACCGCGGAACGGAAUGCCGAGUCCGUGGACAUACAUAUGGGCCUAUCAUCCCAGGGGACUGUGCAGCGGCUCAGUCAUCCUUUCACAAAGACCGGUAUGCAUAUCAGUAAUCGAGCCCAUUGCAUGAGUAUAUCCCAAGUGCCAGUGCCCGUGACACAGCGUACACUUUGCCAUUCCCAGCCUCAUAACCCGGUAAACCCGGAAUGUCUCUGCCCUGUAUCGAAGUCGUGACCGUGCCGGCGAAUGAGGCCUUCAUCGCCAGUCCUAAGGAUAGGAGUGUCGUUCAGCCUGCCUUCGAUUUCCUGAAGAGCAACAGGGGUCUGAUCAAGAUCUACUACGGGCUACAGACCGAAGACCCCACGAAGGUCCACGUCUAUCCCGUCUGGGAGAACCUGCAGGACCACCUGAACUUGCAGGCGGACCCGGUGCAACACGCCAUCCUCGGCAAGCACUGCAAGCAGUUCAUGGGCGGUGCGCCCGAGGUCAUCCACAUUCAGCCUCUCGCCGAGCCAUACAAGGCCUUGGAAGCCCCGGCGACCGAGCUUGCGUACAUCACCGUCAACGCCGGUGUCUCGAAGGAGACGCUCGAGACUAAGCUUGAUGAGCUUGCGAAGGCAGUGAAUGCCUUGCCCGAGAGCUACGGUGCGAUCUCUGCUGUGUGGGGACCGACGGUAGAAAAGGCCGAUACACUGGGGUUGAUUAUUGGAUGGACCUCUGUAGAAGCUCACUGGAACACGGUGAAGACGGUUCCGGAGGCCAUCCAGCAGCUCAAGGACAUCCGCGAGAUAGCCACUAUCAGUCUUACGCACCAGCUGCUGGCCCCAUACAACUGACUUGACGAGGGAGGUCGCAUACACGACGAGAAGGAAGUCCGUACAUAGGAUGUAGGAUAGUAGCGCUGUGGAAGUGUGAUGGCGGUAGAGAAUGAGAUCUCCUUGAGAUGAUCGUGA